Molecule: messenger RNA, 1594 nt
Organism: Engraulis encrasicolus (European anchovy)
Lineage: Eukaryota; Metazoa; Chordata; Actinopteri; Clupeiformes; Engraulidae
Gene: polr3d
Product: polymerase (RNA) III (DNA directed) polypeptide D
Exons: 9
Coding region: 99-1298 (399 amino acids)
Biological process (GO): tRNA transcription by RNA polymerase III
Cellular component (GO): RNA polymerase III complex
Molecular function (GO): DNA binding
Source: RefSeq, a predicted model, not a curated record
CCUGUCGAUGCUGGCUGGCCACGAGCAUGAGGACUGUCAACAACCGUGCAUAGUGCCAUCGGUUGUGCCAUCUGAACUACUUAGCUUGUUGGCAGAGGAUGGCUUCACCCAAUCCGGGUGGGUCCAAGAGGCCAACUGUGGAUGGGGAAGGAAGGGGUACUCCAGUGGGCAGAAAACUGCCUGCUUCUCUCUCACCUGGUCGCCUGCCUUCCAUGCGGUCACGGGACCUUACUUUGGGAGGGGUUAAAAAGAAAACCUUCACACCAAACAUAAUUGGACGCAAAGCCAAGGAAGAGCAGAGGCCUGAAGGAGGGCAGAGAAGAGACAAGAGAGAGUCUGAAAGGGGGCGGGGAAGGGAAGCGCGCGGCAGAGGACGCGGCCGACCGGAGGUCAUCCAGUCCCACUCCAUCUUCGAACAGGGCCCUGCAGAGCUGAUGGCUAAAAGGAGAACUAUUCUUGAUGACGCAAGAGAAACGCCGAACUCUGGCCCAUGUCCAAUUAUCAACAUCAAGAAAGAGAAGAGGGAGACUGAGGAGGAGACGAAAGGCAUCUUGCGCAGCUUGGAGAGAGAUAGUUUCGUAGAUGACCCACAUCUACAAAACAAUAUGAACAGCACCCCUGUGCAACUCCCUCUGUCUGUGUCCGGCUGGGUCUUCAAAGAGGAGGCCAGCGAAGACGCUGAGGAGGAAGAGGAGGAGAAGGAGGAGGUCAAGAAACCCACAGGCGAGGAGGACACAGAAAGUUCAAGUAUGGAAACGACACCUCUCACUAAAAUUAAGGAGGAGCCAGAUACAAGCGAAAAGAAGCAGGAAGCAAAGGGGGAGUCGAUGUUCAGGCCUCCGCCCCUCCCCGAGCCGGACGUGCUGUCGAAGCUGCUUGAGUCCUGCAAUGAGCCGAAAGACGUGGAGCUGUUCUUCAUGCAGCUCCCCGAUUCGCUGCCCGGACAGCCACCCACCACAGAGGUCAGACAGACCAAAACGGAGAUUCAGACUGAGAGUGGACAGUCACUGCUGCUUAAGACUGACUCAGAGGAGCCCGAGGCGGAGAAGAACUGCAACCUGCGAGACCUGCAGGAGGGCCUGGUGGGCCACGUACUGGUCAGGAAGUCCGGCCGCGUGCAGCUGGUCCUCGGGAACGUCACCUUAGACGUGGACCUCGGAACCACCAGCUCCUUCCUACAGGAACUAGUGUCGGUGGGUGUCGAGGGUCGGAGUGGAACCUUGUCUGUUUUGGGCCAAAUCAAGCACAAGCUGGUGUGUUCUCCCGACUUCCAAACCCUCGUAGAGAGUAAAGAGUGAGGAUGCUCUUGCGUUGAGGCCAAAAGAGAAAGACAGUAUUUAAGACAUUACAGUUUUUUGUUUAAUAAAAGUGCUGAAAUGCUAAAAGUGCCUGUGAACGAGAUGUGCUGCUGAAUCAUCAAAACAUCAUUCUGUAUGCAAGUCCCCUGUGAGAAAUGUCUUACAUAUUAUGUAUUAUAGAAGAUUGAAGUGUGUUCUUGAAGUAUAUAAUUUUAUCAGUUGAUUUUUUUUUUGAAAACCUGUAAUGUUGAUGUUUUCUGUAUGUUAAAUAAACACCCAGGCAUAUUGACAAAUGA